GUUGUCACCGGAAGUGCAUAGGAAAGAGACCUGGUACUGGACCACAGAUACAGGUUGAUGCAGAGCUAUAAGAGUCAAAGAGCUGAUCCCCUACAGGGCUCUUCAACAACUGCGAUGUGACGAGCAUGGGCUCCCUGCCUAACCUGCACGCUUUGUCGGCGGCCGAUCGUCCCCCCAUCUCUCGGCUAUUUGAAGCACCGCGACCAGUAGUCAGGCACCACCUGGUGACCACAGGCGGGGAGCGGGCGAGCCAUCACCACCAUGGGCACCACCAGCACCGAGUGGUUCACAAGACGCGAAGUGGCGGUGCCUGCUGGGACGACUUCGUGCUGGAGCAGAUGGCGUCGUACUCGCCUAUCUCAACCCGCUCCACGGCGCGGCGCCGGGACUCGCUGUCCAGCUCAGGGGGCGCCUCGUCUGUGCGACGCCUGAUUGCGGUGGUGCGUUCCACGCCGUCCCGUCUGGGGCCAGUCUACUCGAGACGCGUCCUCUUGCGGAAUUUCGCGGCGCUGUGUCUCGGCCACGCGACGGUCACGGCCGCCCUGAUGCCCCUACUGGCCCUGCAGGCCGCGGUAUCGGCCAACAUGGGGGGCCUCCUGCUUUCGGCCCUCCACGCCCUGGCGUCCUUCUCCUCCCUCGUGGCUCCCACGUUGGUGCAGCGCGUCGGAUGCAAGUGGACGCUCAUCCUGGGCUACGGACAUGCCUGUCUCUUCUUCGGGCUGCACCUGUACCCGACGCCCUACACACUGGUGCCUGCGUACCUGGCCCUGGGGGUGUGGCUGGGCCCGCUCGUCAGUGGCCGCGUCACUUUCCUCAUGACACUCGCCUCUAAGCUCUCGUACGUCGUGACAGAGGACGAGGAGGCCGAGGAUGUGGAGGAGAGCUCGAGUCGCAGGCAAACGAUAGUGCGCAGGCUCGCGCGAGGCCUGCAGACUGCACAGGACUUUGGCCUGGUGCUUGGCAACGGUGUCACGGCCUUCCUGCUGUGGUACACGCAGCCAGAUGAUACAGAGUCCCCGCAGCGCCUCGACGCCCUGUUCCUGACAGACGACAGCCAGGAGCGUGUCUGUGGCAGUGAGGCAUGUCCGAUCACAAGUGUGACUCAGGGACCCAACUCAACAGCAGACGAUGGCCAACUGGUCUUCAUGUUGCCGUGCAAAACAUCCGCAAUGUUGGCUAGUGUCUUCCUGGGCUGCUCCGUGAUGGGUGUUGCGGUGACGGCAGCAUUCUUGGACCGGAUCCGGAUGUUUAUGUAUCAGGACCCGCUUGAGAGGCCCACUGGAGUGGCAGCACUCAGGGCAGUGUUCAAUGCGUUCAGGGAUCCAUGCCUGCAACUGACAGCUCCGUUGGCGGUGUUCAUAGGGCUGGAACAGGGCUUCAUGCUAGCCGACUUCAGCAAGUCAUAUGUUGUGUGCGCACUGGGCCUGCCCAAUGUCAACCUCGUGUUCCUGAGCCUCGGAGCCUUGCAGUCCCUCGCUGCUUUCACCCUUAGCAUGAUGUUACGUCACAUCCAUCGCUGUGUCGUCAUCGCCGUUGGUUUCGCUUUCCAUAACUGCCUAUUGCUAGUUCUGCUGCUAUGGAAACCAUCUGGUGAUGACCCCGCCCUCUUCUACGUCAUUUCGGCAGCGUGGGGCGUCUGCAACGCCAUCUGGGAGACGCUCAACUUCACACUUCUUGUGACAGUGUAUCCAGACUCCUGGCAGGCUCCCCUGGCACACUGCUAUUUCUUCCGCUUCCUGGGGCUGUCACUGGCAUUUGGGCUCCACGGAGAUGUCUGCAACUGGCUCAAACUAUACGCUCUAGCAGCAACUCUUGUCUUGGCUGUAGCACCCUACGCAUGGCUCGAAAUGCGACUCGAGUCCCGCCGCAAGCUGAAGACAAACCUUACCAACUUGUGACCAAAGCUGUGCCAUAACCGAGCCCACUCCACAUGACACACACACCGUGUUACAAAACAAGACUGAACACAUAAUUAGGCAAUUCUUUGGAAACCACCUUCUGAAGAAGCACGCAUCACUCCAAGCUGCUAGUUAUCUGCAGCAGCCAGCUGCAUCACUGUCAGUUUCUCAAGAAGGGCUGUUCUUCCACAGAGUUCUAGUCGCCUGCAAGUAACUUUGUACAUCACCUCGACUGUUUAGUGGGAAAGACAUGUUACAUGCUCAUUCUGAAUCAAUAAGCCACUGUAAGAAGCGCCCCUGAAAUUUACUCUAGCGAUGUGGAGUUUUACUCAUGGAAUCAGCAUCCAAAUGACGUGAUAACACACUGAGUUAUAUGCAGGAAACUACAGCUAACUGAAGUAACUGGCUGAGCAACUACUAGCUUCUCAAGAAUGUUCCUGCUCUAUAGAAUUUGUUAGUUAUUGCGUCAGAAUUUGAUUGCUGCUCAAGACUGUGGGUGUUUUCAACCUAUCGUCUGAUGGGUACAGGGCGCCAGAAGCCACAUUCUUAUCAGGUACAAAGAAUACCUCCUAAAUGUCUGAUGCAGUGGUUUCCAAAGUGUCAGACCAGUUGGUUGGUCAGUUGGAGGAUCAGGCAUCGGAUAUUCUGGUAGUUAGGCAGUAAAACUGGAUUAUGAUUCUGAAAAUGCCACAGAAUGACAUUUUAUUUUUGUGCAGCCAUAAAACCUUGACAAAUAUUAUUAAUUGACAAAGACCCAAAAGGCAUCAACUUGAAAAAUAAAAACCAAAAAAGCUGUUCAAAUGUGCACACCAUUAGGAGGGGUAGUGUACUGAAAUCUUUACUAUACAGAGGAGGCACCACUGCGUUAAGCUUGGAAACCACUGCCGUGACAAAAACGCAAGGCAAACAUUAAAAUGACUAUAGCAUACAAAAGAGGAGCUGGGGUAGUGCAGUCAGCUGAGGGGUCAGAGUUCGAGUCCCAGUAGGGUAAAGAAUUUUCUCUUCACCAAAUUGUCCAGAUCAGCUCUGGGGU
Molecule: messenger RNA, 2931 nt
Organism: Cryptotermes secundus
Lineage: Eukaryota; Metazoa; Arthropoda; Insecta; Blattodea; Kalotermitidae
Product: protein unc-93 homolog A
Exons: 8
Coding region: 126-1898 (590 amino acids)
Biological process (GO): regulation of muscle contraction; regulation of potassium ion transport
Cellular component (GO): plasma membrane; striated muscle dense body
Molecular function (GO): potassium channel regulator activity
Source: RefSeq, a predicted model, not a curated record